AUGGAGCCAGAACUAAAGGAGAAGUUGUUGGCUCGGGAUGACAUAAGUUUGGACUUCGAGGAUGCCCGAUCUGUGAUCGAUAAUGGACAUUACUUUAGGAAUCCCGAUUUCUAUGAAAGAGCGGUAAGUUAGAGGCGCAAAGGUGAUAGUUUCAAUAAUGUCGCUCUAUCAAUCCGAAUUAGAUACAGGAAAACUUCCAAAAAAUUAUCAAGGAAUUUACAAAAGUUUUGUCAUUAUGACGUAUUUUCUAGGCGUUUUUUUAUUUCCGAAUGGAAGAAUAACUUUUGCAGCUCUCUAUUGCUACUGUUCUGCCUCCGAUGGAGUUAACUUGGAAUAACGUUACCGUAUUUGUAAGUUGUCAAAAAAAACCACCUUAUUUUGCGAAUCCAAAUGUGAAUUAUGGCUAUUUUAGCCCAUAGAAGACAGUGAGAAGAGUUGUAGCUCUAGACUGGGCGAUCUCUACAAUGCCAUCAUCAAGGAGAAACCUAGUAGGAUACGAAGGGGAAGAAUUUUGGACAGUGGUAUGUCUUUUUGGAUGUUGUUCAUGUUGAUUUGAUGCAAUUGUUAACUCUUGUCUUUCAGUCUGUGGAAUUGCUCGAUCUGGAGAAGUUCUGGCGUUGAUGGGAGCUAGGUAAAAUAAUUUUUUUAUGUUGCGUUUAUGGGCGUCAAAUUCAUGGAUUUUUCUUCAUCCUCAUUUUUAGUGGUGCUGGAAAGACAAGUCUCCUAAACAUCCUAACUCAACGAAACUUGAGUACGGUUCGAGUAGAAGGUGAGGUUCGAGUAAAUGGGAUAAAAAUGGGCAAAGAGCAGUUGCGCAAGAUGAGUGCGUAUGUUCAGCAAGAUGAUCUAUUUAUUGGCACAAUGACUGUUAUGGAGCACCUCAAAUUCAUGGCAACAUUGAGGAUGGGACGAAGUUAUUCCAAAGCUGAGAGGGAAAGGAGAGUGUACACUGUUAUGAAUGAUCUGGGUCUUAUCAAAUGUGCAAAUACGAUCAUUGGUACUCCGUUCCAAUCUAAGGGACUUAGUGGAGGAGAGAGGAAACGCUUGGCGUUUGCUUCGGAGGUAAGGUUACUGAAAAUCUGUCUUUAAAAUUUGCGAUGAUGGUUCAUAACUGUUAGGUUGUCCAAUAAGUACGGUUUUGUAAAUGUCGUUUUUCCGAAGUUUUUUUUGUACGACCAAAUUCACCGUGAUAACAGCAGUCGAUUUAAUCAAGAUAAUUCUCAAAAACAUUACUCAUUGUACAACCUACCUAAUAUUUUUCAGAUUCUGACAAGCCCUCCUCUUUUGUUUUGCGAUGAGCCCACGUCAGGAUUGGACUCUUAUUUGGCGCAACAAAUUGUUCAACUGUUGAAAAAUCUGGCCAAAACAAAGAAUAUGACUGUGGUCUUGACAAUCCAUCAACCUUCCAGUCAGGUCUUUGAGUUGUUCGAUAAGUAAGUAGCGGAUAUUAUUUUAAAAGUAUGUUAUUACCUAAAUUCGUGAGCAGUUUAUGGUUUUAGAGUUUGUCUAUUGGCUGAUGGAAGAACAGCUUUCCUUGGUUCCAUGUUGGAGGCAUCAAUGUUUUGGAAGGGAAUGGGGAUGAACCUUCCAGAUAAUUAUAAUCCAGGAGACUUCUUUAUCAACACUUUGACCCAAGAUGAAAAGGAUAAAAAGAAUAAAAAAGCAAAGGUCAGUCGGUUUUAUAAUUUUGAUUCGAGUUGUAGAAGAUUUGCGAUGCCUUUGAUACCAGUGAUAUUGGGAAGGAGUUGAAGAAAACUGUGGCGAAAUUACAUCAAGCUGAUACCAGCGGAUCCAGCAAUUCAGAUAGUGAUAUCCACAGAACUCAUGAUGUAUAUUGGAAUGACAAAUACAAGUACCGAUCAACGUAAGUAAUCGCUUAUUGUUUUCGAUGUCUAGCUUUUGUUAAUUUAUAUUGUUUUAGAUGGUUCCAGCAAUUUGUAGUGCUUACCAAGAGAUCUUUUCUCGUUACGAUCAGGGAACCAAUGCUAUUAAAAGUCAAAUUGAUCCAAACUAUCAUUAUCAGUAUCAUUCUUGGACUCAUUUACUUCAAUACUCCGGUCAAACAGUCAACCAUUAUGAAUAUCAAUGGAUUACUGUAUCAAGCUGCUAGUAAUAUGAAUUUUAUGUUCCAAUUUGCUGCGUUGGGAGUAAGGAAUUUUCUGUUAUAUCAACCCGAUUUUUUUAAAAUGAUUCUAUGUUUUUUAGAUGAUUUGCGCGGAGUAUCCAAUAUUUUUACGCGAACAUCUCAGUGGAACUUAUCGAGUCAGCUCGUAUUUUCUAGCCAAAAAUGUUGCUGAGGUAUGAUAAAGUUGUUCCAUUGUUUUACAUGGCAAUGCUUCAAUUUUUAGCUUGUCCAAUACAUCGUCUAUCCAGUUGUAUUUUCAUCGAUAACUUACUGGAUGUGCGGACUCUACGCAUCUUUCUGGGCCUUUUUGAUCUUUACUUUCAACACAAUCCUCAUGACAAACGCCGCUGUUUCUGUUGGUAAGGUUUUAUUCACGUUUGGUUAUUGUUUACUAUGUUAAUUAUAUUGUUCCUGAUUUCAGCUUACUUUUUUGCCUGUCUUUUCCCUUCAAUCAAUGUUUCUUCUGCCAUCAUGCCCAUCUUGGUCAUUCCUCUCCUCGCUUUUGGAGGUUUCUUCAUUAAUCAGAACACUCUACCUUGGUAUUUUAUGCCUCUCAAAUACCUCAGUUAUUUUGGAUAUGUAUUUGAGAACAUGGCCAUCAAUGAGUGGAGUGGGAUAGAGCAGAUCCCCUGUGAAGACACCAGGAAUUGUUUGGAAUCAGGUCAGGAAGUCUUGGAGAGUCUCAGCUUCAAUGCGGACAACUUGAUUUUUAAUACAGUAGCCCUGAUCUUGAUGAUAAUUACCCUCAGAUUUAUUGGAUUUCUCGCUCUUCUCACUCACGCCAGCAAUAAGAAAUAG
This is a messenger RNA of Bursaphelenchus xylophilus (pine wood nematode), 2923 nucleotides long. The record is from the annotation of a GenBank genome assembly. Lineage: Eukaryota; Metazoa; Nematoda; Chromadorea; Rhabditida; Aphelenchoididae.